This is a messenger RNA of Fusarium graminearum PH-1, 984 nucleotides long. RefSeq lists its product as uncharacterized. NCBI's taxonomy places the organism in Eukaryota, Fungi, Ascomycota, Sordariomycetes, Hypocreales, Nectriaceae. Bases 1 to 984 code for a protein of 327 amino acids. Gene Ontology annotation, cellular component: cytoplasm. The record is from RefSeq and is a predicted model, not a curated record. The transcript is spliced from 6 exons.
AUGGUUAAGUCAAUGCAGUUUGGAGACUUGGACGUCCCUGUCCCUGGCUUCGGUGCCAUGGGCAUUAGCUUCGCACUCGGUAACGAUCUUAGUUACGAGCAGGCUGAGCCUGUGCUUCUCAAAGCGCUGGAACAGGGAUGCACCUUCUGGGAUACUGCUGUUUCUUACGGACCAGGCAAGAACGAGAAGAUUAUUGGUGACUUUAUCAAGAAGCACAAUUGUCGUGAUAAGCUUUUUAUUGCAUCAAAGUGCGGUAUAGCCGCUUUUGAAGAUGGAUCAGUUACCAACUCAGCUGAGCAUAUCAGGACAUACAUGGAGGGGACCAUCGAAAGACUUGGUUUCACUCCCGACUUGUACUAUAUUCACCGAAUGGACCCAAACACGCCUCUAGAGGAAUCUAUUCCCGCCCUUAACCUACUCCGCAAGCAAGGAAAGACAAAGUACAUUGGUCUUUCUGAGUGUUCCGCCGAGACAUUACGCAAGGCAAACUCCAUUGCCAAGAUCGAUGCUGUUCAGGCAGAAUACUCUGCUUUUGAGACUAUACACGAGACUGACGGUCUCGUCGACACAGCUCGCGAACUUGACAUCUCCUUUAUUGCUUACGGUCCUCUAGGACACGGCUGGCUUGUAGAGAAUUUCCCCUAUGAAACCCCCGAGGACUUUGCUCCCGAAGAUUACCGACGUCAAAUCCCCAAGUGGCAAGGCGAGAACUUUUACGCCAACAAGAGAAUCGCCGACAAGUUCAAGGAGCUUGCCAGGAAGAAGAACUGCACACUUCCUCAAAUCGCCAUCGCGUGGGUUGCGGCUCAGGGUAUGAUUGCUAUCCCUGGUACAACCAAGCCAGAGCGAUUGGUGGAGAACUUUUCAGCGAGGGAGAUUGAGAUUACGGAGGAGGAGAACAAGGAGAUGCGCAAGUUGGUAGAUGCGCUAAAGCCUCAGGGUGACCGGUAUAACGAGAUUGCUAUGAGGAAUAUUGGUAAAUAA